AUGGUUGUGAUUAUUGAUGGAAUGAUGGAAUUUUGUGGUGCAGCAACACUCUUAAAUAAGACGUGGAGCAGUAUCAAAGCAUAUCGGCUGAAACCUUUACGGUACUUGUAUUCUAUGCAAGGAGGGGCACAACGCACUUCAUCAUUCGUUUCAAAUCGCAUUCUAUUGGGUCUUUUCAGUUGUUGUCUCCCAGGUUCCUGUAACUCGAAAGCCAAACUGCGCACAAAGAUGGCUGAACCAGUCAUUAUUCCUGCACGUGGUAAACAUACGGCAACUAUCAUAUUUCUUCAUGGUCUCGGUGACACUGGCCACGGCUGUCCAACAAGAGCGGUUACAUUAAAUUUUGGCAUGCAAAUGCCGGCAUGGUAUGAUCUGUAUGGGUUAACACCAAGUGCGGAAGAAGAUGAAGAAGGCAUUAAUGAAUCAACAAUGAUCUUACAUUCCAUGAUUGAUGCCGAAAUUGAUUCUGGCAUUCCAUCGGAACGUAUAAUGGUAGGAGGUUUUUCAAUGGGUGGUGCAUUAGCACUCUACGCUGGAUUAAUCUAUGAUAAACCGCUUGCUGGAAUAAUUGGUCUCAGUUCAUUUUUGGUCCAACGAACAAAAUUGCCUGGUAAUCAUACGGCUAACAAAGAUGUACAGAUAUUCAUGGGCCACGGUGGUCAAGAUUUCUUAGUACCUCUUUCGUUUGGCGAAAUGACAGAAGCAUAUAUCAAAGCUUUUAAUCCAAACAUAAGGAUGAAGGUAUAUCCAAGAAUGGCACACAGCAGUUGUCCCGAGGAGCUUGUUGAUACUAAAGAAUUUAUUGCACAACGGUUACCAGUAAUAUGA
Molecule: messenger RNA, 828 nt
Organism: Brugia malayi
Lineage: Eukaryota; Metazoa; Nematoda; Chromadorea; Rhabditida; Onchocercidae
Gene: Bma-ath-1
Product: Phospholipase/Carboxylesterase family protein
Exons: 7
Coding region: 1-828 (275 amino acids)
Biological process (GO): protein depalmitoylation
Cellular component (GO): cytoplasm
Molecular function (GO): carboxylic ester hydrolase activity; palmitoyl-(protein) hydrolase activity
Source: RefSeq, a predicted model, not a curated record